Messenger RNA from Phaethon lepturus (White-tailed tropicbird), 756 nucleotides. RefSeq names its product FK506 binding protein 1B, 12.6 kDa (gene FKBP1B). The record is from RefSeq and is a predicted model, not a curated record. Lineage: Eukaryota; Metazoa; Chordata; Aves; Phaethontiformes; Phaethontidae. Gene Ontology annotation, biological process: regulation of cardiac muscle contraction by regulation of the release of sequestered calcium ion. Gene Ontology annotation, molecular function: peptidyl-prolyl cis-trans isomerase activity. The transcript has 2 exons. The annotation marks the transcript as partial. Gene Ontology annotation, cellular component: sarcoplasmic reticulum membrane.
UUUGAUUCCUCCAGAGACAGAAACAAGCCUUUCAGGUUCAAGAUUGGCAGGCAAGAAGUCAUUAAAGGAUUUGAAGAAGGUGUUACACAGAUGAGCUUAGGACAAAGAGCAAAGUUGACCUGCACACCUGAGAUGGCCUAUGGAGCCACAGGCCACCCUGGGGUCAUCCCUCCCAAUGCUACUCUCCUCUUUGACGUGGAGCUUCUCAGGUUAGAGUGAAUCUUCUCGAGGGAGUUGGCGGGAGACAUCUGUUAAUAACCAUCCGUACCUUCUCGCCUUGCCAGCAGCGGGAGAAAUCUUCACUGGAAUCCCAAUCCUCCCUGCUCAAGCUGUCCUGAUUAGUUUCGUAUGCCUUUUUUAACUUUGUGGUGUCCGUAUUUGCCUUUUAUUAGAAGCUUUGCUUUGGGGAAAAUGUCUACCGUUGUAACAUUUUCAAGCUGUAUAUUUUAUUUAAUUUGCAUGUAAGAAGACUUCACAGUGAUGAUUGAAAUAUAUAUAAAUAUAAAUAUAUAUAUUCCUUAUCGAAAAACCACUGCCUUACUGUACACUUAAACCAAGAAAAAAAACCACAAAAGGUGCUCAAAAAAAAAAAAAUCUAAUGUACGCCUUGUACAUGAACGGGCAUUAGCCAAACAGAGUUACCUGCGCUGCCACUUUUCUCAACUUGUAUGUUCUGCUUGCUGCUGUUUUAAAAAAAUACUGUCUCAUUUAAGAAUUAAAAGUAUAUAUAUAAAACAAUAAAAUCUUGGUACUUUA